Rhododendron vialii is the source of this 1961-nucleotide messenger RNA. RefSeq names its product pyruvate kinase 1, cytosolic-like. The record is from RefSeq and is a predicted model, not a curated record. The coding region runs from base 140 to 1723 and encodes 527 amino acids. The transcript is spliced from 16 exons. Gene Ontology annotation, cellular component: cytoplasm. Gene Ontology annotation, molecular function: potassium ion binding; magnesium ion binding; pyruvate kinase activity. Lineage: Eukaryota; Viridiplantae; Streptophyta; Magnoliopsida; Ericales; Ericaceae. Gene Ontology annotation, biological process: glycolytic process.
UGGAUAAACAACUUCUCCAGUACAAUACUCUCUCUCUCCUCUCUCCCUCUCCCUCUCUCCCUCUCUCUAGAUUUCUGAGUACUCUGCAGUCUGUUCUUUUUCUCGCUGAUAGUACCAGUAAAUCCUCGAGAGAUCGAAAAUGCAGUCGACUCACUUGCAUAUCGAAGAACCUGUACGGAUGGCUUCAAUCCUCGAGCCUUCUAAGCCUAGUUUCUUCCCGGCGAUGACGAAGAUCGUUGGGACACUUGGUCCGAAAUCCCGAUCCGUGGAGAUUAUUUCUCGCUGCUUGGAAGCUGGAAUGUCUGUGGCAAGGUUUGAUUUUUCAUGGGGUGAAACUGAAUUUCACCAGGAGACGUUGAAUAACAUGAAGGUUGCUAUCAAGAGUACGAAGAAGCUCUGUGCAGUUAUGCUGGACACAGUGGGUCCAGAGUUGCAAGUUGUCAACAAAACUGAGCAUCCAAUUUCCCUCAAAGCAGAUUCUUUGGUUGUUCUAACUCCUGAUCAAAACAAAGAGGCCACUUCAAAUCUGUUGCCCAUAAAUUUUGGUGGUCUAUCUAAGGCAGUGAAGACAGGAGACGCAAUAUUUAUUGGGCAGUACUUAUUCACUGGAAGUGAAACAACCUCUGUCUGGCUAGAGGUAACUGAAGUGAGUGGUGAUGAUGUGGUCUGUUUGAUAAAGAACUCUGCUACCUUGUCCGGGCAAUUGUACACAUUACAUGUCUCUCAAAUUCGUAUUGAUCUUCCUACCCUAACCGACAAAGAUAAGGAGGUUAUUAGCACUUGGGGUGUUAAAAACAAUGUAGACUUUCUCUCAUUGUCAUAUACACGGCACGCGGAAGAUGUUCGACAUGCUCGGAAUUAUCUUUCCAAAUUGGGUGACCUCAAUCAAACUCAAAUAUUUGCGAAAAUUGAAAACGUAGAGGGAUUGACUCAUUUUGACGAGAUUCUACAAGAGGCAGAUGGAAUUAUCCUCUCUCGUGGAAAUCUGGGUAUUGAUCUCCCACCAGAAAAGGUAUUUUUAUUUCAAAAGGCAGCCGUUUACAAGUGCAAUAUGGUGGGAAAGCCUGCAGUGGUUACUCGUGUUGUGGACAGUAUGACAGACAACCUACGGCCCACUCGUGCUGAGGCAACUGAUGUUGCCAAUGCUGUAUUGGAUGGUAGUGAUGCAAUAAUUCUAGGUGCAGAGACCUUGCGUGGACUGUACCCUGUUGAGACUAUUUCCAUUGUUGGUAAAAUUUGUGCAGAGGCAGAGAAGGUUUUGAAUCAAGAUCUGCAUUUUAAGAAGACUGUAAAAUAUGUUGGAGAACCAAUGACUCACUUGGAAUCUAUUGCUUCGUCGGCGGUACGUGCAGCUAUCAAGGUGAAGGCAUCUGUUAUCAUUUGCUUUACUUCAUCAGGAAGAGCUGCAAGAUUGAUCGCUAAGUACAGGCCAACGAUGCCGGUCAUAUCAGUUGUUGUACCUCGGCUCAAGACAAAUCAACUCCGUUGGACAUUUACAGGUGCUUUUGAGGCAAGGCAAUCUCUUAUAGUCAGGGGUCUUUUUCCCACGCUGGCAGAUCCUCGACAUCCCGCUGAGUCUACAGAUGGAACAAACGAAUCCAUUUUGAAGGCCGCAUUGGAUCACGGAAAGGCCACUGGUGUGAUAAAACCACAUGAUCGUAUUGUGGUAUGCCAGAAAGUUGGCGAUGCAUCUGUUGUGAAGAUUAUUGAGCUUGAAGAUUAGAACCUGUACUGUACCCUUACCUCAAUCAUACUAUUUUGAGUUUUUGAAAGCUCUCUCGGUUUCACAAACUCCGAAUUCAAAGGUAAAUAAGCACAUAUGCAGUAAGAGUGCAGCAGGGGUGGUGGGCCUGGUGUUACCCCCCUUAAUAAUCACAAUUGUGACAUGCUUCAGGCACAUUUUUUUAAGUACCUCUUAUGUUUGUCGAAUGACUGGUAUCAACAAAAUUCAGUUUGCGCGA